UGCCUUGUGCUCAAGGCUGAUUGAUGGCUGAUGUGGCUCAGCUUCCAACAUCAGUCAAAGACAACAUCUUGACAUUCAACUUUCCCUCUCCCCUUUUCGGCACUGUGCCGUUCUCUCUACUUGGCAUCAAACCUCGCUGUAAUUUUAUGGAAACAAGAGGACAGACGAACCAAACUGUGAUUAACAAUUCUUCCUUUUGUUCAAUUACGACACAUCGCCAACAACCACAACAGCACCUGUCCCUGACGAUCAGCAUCUUGCUGAACAGCUCACAACUCCUCAUCCUUCGGACUGUAUAGCGAAUCUCUAAUUGCUGGCAUACUGCUGCGACGAAGCUGAGAGGCGAUUGAUUACACAUCGAGGAGGGUUCUAAGUCAGUAUAUUACCAUACCCACGAUAGAUCAUGGCGCAAGUACUUCUGGACCUCUUCUACUCGUUCGGGAACUGUCUCAACUGCUUUCCCGGAAACCCCAACCUCAAGAUCAACAACCGGAGCUUCAAGAUCUUAAGACUACUUGGAGAGGGCGGCUUCUCUUACGUAUACCUCGUCGAAGACACCUCAACCCACGAACUUUUCGCACUCAAAAAGAUCCGAUGUCCCUUUGGCGCCGAAUCGGUACAGCAGGCCAUGCGUGAGGUUGAUGCCUAUCGCCUCUUUUCUCACGUUCCAACCAUCAUAUCCGCUGUCGACCAUUCCGUCGCAACCGAGCGCGGCGCCGACGAGGCGACAAAAACCGUUUAUGUCCUUCUGCCAUACUAUAAGCGCGGUAAUUUGCAGGACAUGAUCAACGCAAACUUGGUCAACCAUGAUCGGUUCCCUGAGCGUCGUCUCAUGUUGCUCUUCCUCGGAGUGUGCAAGGCUCUGCGUGCCAUGCACGACUAUAAGCCUGCUGUGGAGCGCAUGCACAUGGGUCGGGAAGAGGAUGAGCUGAACCAUGGUGAGAGAAACAACACACGAGGAAAGCGAACGGAGGAAGAAGAGGAGGGCGAGCAAGAAAGGGGUCUGCUGGAGGAGGAGAAUCAAGUCAGUGGAGGCAGGUCAAUUCAGCACUACGCCCAUAGAGAUAUCAAACCAGGCAACAUAAUGAUCGACGACUCCGGCUCAACCCCGAUCCUCAUGGAUUUAGGAUCUGUCGCUCCCUCGCCAAUUCCUGUUACGUCACAAUCUCUGGCCCUCCAGAUUCAAGACACGGCCGCUGAACAUUCAACCAUGCCCUAUCGUGCCCCCGAGCUUUUUGAUGUUCAGACUGGCAUGGUGAUUGAUACAAAAGUUGAUAUUUGGUCCAUGGGCUGCACUCUCUACGCCUGCCUUGUCGGCAAGUCUCCCUUUGAGAUGCGCUCAGACGAGACCGGUGGUACUCUGUCCCUGUGUGUUCUCGGUGGCGAUUGGCGCUUCCCUGACGAAGGACCUGCUGGCGUCAAGCGUUCUAAUAGCAUGCGCCCGCAGCAAGGACAACAGCAACAACAAGCACCUGCGGUUGAGAUCAGCGAGCCGAUUCGCGAAGUCGUCAGGAAGUGUCUGCGUGUUGAAGCCGCUGAGCGACCGGAUAUUCACGAGUUAAUCGAAAUGGUUGAGGAAGUCAUCGAGGAGCUUCCUGAUGACUCCCAUUAGAUGCCGGCACGAUGCGUCUUUUGAAAUGUGCAGCAGAGCGACGAAUUAAAUUUGAACACCAAUGAAGAUACCUACCUCCUUUGUUGCCCUCAUAUAGCUGGUUGGGUGACCUCCUGGGUCCGACGGUUGAUUUUGUUACAUUUCUUUUUUGUCACUUGAAGGAGACGGCGUUUAGGGUUUGGAAUGAUAGAGCCAUUUGCUGGUAAUUAACUAAGUUCUUGUCUGCUAGCCGUCCCUACCGGCCACUCCCUAUUUACGUGCCGUCUUGAGAGCUGCUGCUUAUCUGCAUGUCCUGCUAACAAAAUCAAGCGUUGCAAUCUUAGUAGUAGUAACCUUAGUAGUAGCCCACGUAUGCGGGGAAGAGCCGAUGGGUCAGACCUUUACGUCAAAUCACAUACACGCGCACCUCUGAGCCUGAGCAGACACAAUCUUCCCACUCCGAAUCGUCCUACAGCUCGAGCUUGAAAGUUGCUACCUCAAACGGUCGCAGUGUGAUCGGGAUCUUUCCGUCUUCCUUCUGGAUCUCCUCCAGUUCAUCCUCUAGGAUGUUCGUUUUGGUCACACGCUUGACAUCGAAACUAGUUUCAAUAACUCCACGACUGCGGCCUCCCAAGGACUCAUACACACGAAGAAUAAUGCUCUGGCCCUUGUUGAUGCGCAGGCCAUCAUCUCGGCUGACAUCUUCAUCAUCCUGGCCUCGCUUGAUCGUGUCCAGUACAAGAGAGUCAGACUCAUCAAUAUUAACAAGCUUGAUUGGCGCACCGGACACACUUUCUAGGACGGCCUUUGAAGCAGUAACGGGCUUCAGGGGAUUGUUGAAAGCAUAAGCAGCCUUAACAGUGGUAGACGAUAGACUGCCCUUGUGAGGUAGAAUGGCCCAUCGGAUGGAAUGGCGUCCCAUAUCGGCGUUGGCAUCAGGCGCCUUGGGUGCCCGUAGGAGUGACAGUCGCAUCGUCUUGCCUGCAGUCGCAAAACCAUACUUGCUGUCGUUGAGAAUAGAAACGCCAUAGUUGUUCUCUGAGAGGUCGGCAAACUUGUGGCAGCACACCUCAAACUUGGCCAUGUCCCAACUUGUGUUGUAAUGAGUUGGUCGCUUGGUGAUGCUGAAAGCGGUCUCGUAGGAGGCCUCGGUGUUGACUACGUUGACGGGGAACUCGACCUUGAGGAACUUGGAGUCCUCGUGCCAGUUGACGUCUGCUCUGACAUCAACCCGAGAAGGUUGCCCUUUGAGUGCUGCAGAGAGGGUGGUGUAUGACUUGAUGUAACUGUUCUCGCUGAUCUUGACAUCAGUGACCAGGGUAACUCGAUGAGGCUUUUGUUCGAAAAUCUUUGUCUUUCCAUAUUCGACCUUUCUGCGUGCGUCGAGAUGGUAAACCUCUACAUCCCAUGCUUGCCAGUAAAGAGGAAUGUCAUCGAAGAUGACAAAUUUGUUGGCCUCUCCACCCUUUUCAAUAACCUCGCGAUCGUUGACCACAUCGUACAGGGAUGUAAUGACACCGCUUUCGACGACAACGCGGAGUUGCUCGUUCUGCAG
Molecule: messenger RNA, 3146 nt
Organism: Fusarium odoratissimum NRRL 54006
Lineage: Eukaryota; Fungi; Ascomycota; Sordariomycetes; Hypocreales; Nectriaceae
Product: NAK protein kinase
Exons: 3
Coding region: 404-1612 (402 amino acids)
Biological process (GO): vacuolar protein processing; regulation of vacuole fusion, non-autophagic; protein phosphorylation
Cellular component (GO): cytoplasm; Golgi apparatus
Molecular function (GO): ATP binding; protein serine/threonine kinase activity
Source: RefSeq, a predicted model, not a curated record